UUGCAUCUCGUUUGCAUCUCGUUCCGGGCGCGCGAUGCGGCCGCUGUUGGCCCUGCGGCUCCGGCGGGCGGCGGCCGGGGGCUGCCCGCGCUGCUUCGGCAUGGCCCGGUGCGGGGAGCCCGCCUGGCGGCUCUCCAUCGAGGGCAACAUCGCACUUUGCCAAUUCACACUACUGGAUGGAAGAUUCAUUGCAAGUGACCAAACUUUGGAAACUAGUGUGGAACCAAUAAAAAGCAAGGCUGUGGGCAAGUCUACUUUAGUAAGGCUGCUGGGAAAAACCUUUCCAGAAUGGCAAAUAGCUACAGAACCUGUGGCAAAAUGGCAAAAGGUUCAAGCUUCCAAUACCAGAGAGCAGGCCUCGUCUUCUCAGAACUUUGGUAACCUGCUUCAAAUGGUCUAUCAGGAGCCUUCUCGGUGGUCCUAUACGUUCCAGAUAUAUUCCUUCAUGAGUCGACUUAAGGCCCAGCUGGAGCCCCUUUCAGAGAAGCUGUUGAAGACCCAGGAGCCAGUGCAGAUUUUUGAGAGAUCUGUAUACAGUGAUAGGUACAUCUUUGCUAAAAAUCUCUUUGAGCUUGGCCACCUCGCUGAGAUCGAAUGGACCAUUUACCAGGACUUGCACACCUUCCUCCUACAAGAGUUUGAGGAUCGAAUUGUUCUGCAUGGCUUUCUAUAUCUCCAGGCAACUCCAAAGAAAUGUCUGGAGCGGUUGCACCAAAGGGGGAGGCCUGAGGAGAAAGCGAUCCAGCUGAAGUAUCUGGAGCAGCUUCACACUCAGCAUGAAAACUGGCUAGUAAAGAAAACCACCGAGGUCCACUUUGAAAACCUAAGGAAUGCUCCAGUCCUUGUGCUUGAUGUCAAUAAUGAUUUUGAGGAUGACCCAGCUGAACAAGAAGAGCUCAUGAGGAAAGUAAAGGCUUUUAUAAAGACUCUGUGAUCUGAAGCUUUGCCAUCUUCCUCCACUACCAAUCCAGGAUUUCUUAUUUAUUUGUGACCAGCUUGGGCCUGAUUAUGCUGCUUGCCAUUAAAAGAACAAACAAAACAAUCGGCAAACCUGUGUGGCAAACCUGGAAGGCCAAAAAUACAACUGAGGUAUUUUAGUGAAUUACACUUGAAUUCUGUGUUUUUUCUUCCAAACCAAAUGUUACUCUUCCAGGGAGGGAGAAAAGUUGUACAGUCACCCAUGAGCAACCCUAAAGUGACAAACCCAUGUGGGUCCAAUGGAAAGAAGAAGAUUAAGAACCUCAGAAAAUUAAUUUUCUGAUCUUCCAAAGGGUGUUACGAUCAGUGGGGGAAAGAAGUGAUUUUAGACGUUAUGAAGAAUCCCUUCUACUUAUGCAACAGCUUAAGUAUUUCAAACUUGCUUUCCUUUCAUUGAUGAAGGUGAUCUGCAGAAACCUUCUAUUCCAUUACAUGCUGAAUGCACACAAUGAGGGUGUUGUAAAGAAUUAUAGGAACCAAUGGUCCUGAUUCACCACUGCUCUGCACCUGUGCAAAGUGAAUGUAAUAUGCUGCCAAAUCAGUCAGCAUUUCACACUCAUUUAGUGCAAGUGGUAUGUUCAAGUCAGUGGAGAAUAAGACCCAACAUAGCCAUUUUUGGCACUUCUAAUCAACUCAUUGCAGUAGAAGGCAAAGUCUUAUUUAAUAUUAAGCCAGCUUUUCUUACUAAGUUUGCCACUUACUUGGUGUAUUUUCCACUUCUUGGGCCUAAUGAUGAUGAAUUACCCUAGAAUCAUCUCAUUAGCCAGAUAGCUGCUGGAGCCCUGGCGGAAGGAAAAGAGAAAUGGCGUACCAUAUAUUGUCUGAAAAGUUUUUAAUAUUUUACAUUUUAAAGUAAGUCUAAUGAUUUAGAAUAAGGGACUGGAAGUCAGGCCCACUUGGGUUCUGUUACCAUUCCUACCACUGUCCUGCUCUGUUACUUCAUGCAAGUCAUUUAGCCUCUUCAGCAUUUAUGAAAUCCUCAGAUGAAAGGCAUUUAUACAUAUAAUAUGCAAAACCGAUCUUGUUUUUAAAAUACCUUGCAAAAUGAUAGUUGUUUGACAAACUGCUCUUACCUUACCUCUCAACCUGGCACCUUGGAUGGACUGACACUAGUGCAGUCCACCCUGGGAUGUUAUCUGGACAUUGCAGAAGCUAAGAAGGGGAGAAGAAAGAAAUGAAUUUCAGUGGAAGUUGGCUGCCUGCCUCCCUUAAGUUCCUUUUGAAAAUCUGAUCUGAAAUGCAACGAGUUCAGCAGUUUACAAAUUUGGCUUUGUCCAUCUAGCUCCCACUUUCCUCUGAGCAGAACGUUUCCUUGCUAAAACAUACCUGAAUGGAUUUGUUAGAAGGUGCAGCAUGUCCCUCUAAGACCAUAAAGCCUCAUAAGACCAAUAAGUCUUCAAUAAACAUGAAGAGACAAAGGAGAAGCAGGAAUGGUUUUAAGACUGGCGGUUUAGAAAUAUCAGAGAGAAAUAUGGCCCUGUUAAGACAGUAGCAAAGAUCUUUCCAACUGUGUGUGUGUUGAGAUGCCCUUUGUAAUCCAGCUCUUGUGGGGCCAUUGUGUAUUGCAUGAAAUCCUGGCCCCGCUGAAGUCAGUGGUAAAACUUUUGCUGACUUCAGUAGGAUCAGAAGUUUACCUAUUGGUGAAUCAGAGGGAAUUUUGUGAAAUGAUUGUCUGGUCACUUUUAAGUUCUAGACCUACAUGUUACUGUUAGGAACUGCUGAGUGUUGCAAUGUAACCUAUGACCAAGGAGGACUAAAAUCGAGCAAAUCUGUACACAUAGUUUAGUUUUAGACCAGUUUAGUCUAAAGGUAAAUAGUAAACUCUACAAACUUUUCCAGAUAUCACUUUGUGCUCCAAGGGGAACAUAAAUGCAUAUCUCUAGAUGUCUGCAGGGUGAGGAACAGCCACUUCAUAAUGUAAAUUUGGUGGACAGAUUAAAUUCUGAAGGAAAAUUCUGUGUGGUUUUUUUUGUUUUAAGCUUUUUUUAAAUUAAAAAGUAUAUCACUUUUUAGCUGUCUUGUCAUGUUUUGGCUGUCCUCCAGUUAAGGAGCUGUGUGGUGGUGAAUUGCAUCAGUCAUGCAAAUCGGUGUUGGGGAUGACUAGUGACUGUUGGCAGGAUCAUCUUGUGGCUAAAGAAGUGGACUGGGAGACAUGGGUUCAAUUCCUGGCUGUGCCACGUGUGUGAUUAUUUUUUAUUUAUUUGCUCCAGUCACUUAGAGUUAGAUAUUCAGAAGGGCCCAGCACACUGGGUGCUCAGCUCAUUAAACAAGUCAUCCAUCUUCUUUCUCUUUGACUCUGUAGUGGACGCUGCUAGCCUCUGCAACUCCCAGUUGUCUUAUAGUCUCAAGUGGGACACUAGAUGGCACCUGACCUCCAAGCGCCUGAUUCGAUUUAUUUAUUUUAAACUGUUCUACAUGGGUUAUUUGCUAGGAAAAUAAAAAGCGUGCGCAGAGGUAGUUACAAGGGCUGUAAAACAAAUGAGGGUUUUUUUAAUGCAUGGUGAGGUCGCAGCAAAUAGGGAAAUAAAGAAGCUAGUGUUCCCAGGGUGGGCAAUUUUCAAGACUUGCUUUUAAAUAACCAUAGCUGAGUAUUAACCCUAAUGUGUAUUCUUAAUCAGUUACUUAGUAAUAGGAAUUCUAGAUCAAAAAUCACCUGC
Dermochelys coriacea (leatherback sea turtle) is the source of this 3635-nucleotide messenger RNA. RefSeq names its product deoxyguanosine kinase (gene DGUOK). Gene Ontology annotation, cellular component: cytoplasm; mitochondrion. The record is from RefSeq and is a predicted model, not a curated record. Lineage: Eukaryota; Metazoa; Chordata; Testudines; Dermochelyidae. Gene Ontology annotation, biological process: nucleobase-containing compound metabolic process. Bases 35 to 934 code for a protein of 299 amino acids. Gene Ontology annotation, molecular function: ATP binding; deoxyguanosine kinase activity. The transcript is spliced from 8 exons.